Cyclopterus lumpus (lumpfish) is the source of this 4003-nucleotide messenger RNA. It is a transcript of the gene itpkcb, whose product is annotated as inositol-trisphosphate 3-kinase Cb. Gene Ontology annotation, molecular function: inositol-1,4,5-trisphosphate 3-kinase activity; inositol tetrakisphosphate kinase activity. The record is from RefSeq and is a predicted model, not a curated record. Lineage: Eukaryota; Metazoa; Chordata; Actinopteri; Perciformes; Cyclopteridae. Gene Ontology annotation, cellular component: nucleus; cytoplasm. Gene Ontology annotation, biological process: inositol phosphate biosynthetic process. The transcript has 9 exons. The coding region runs from base 262 to 2286 and encodes 674 amino acids.
UGAUACUACAUUACACUGACACACACACACGCACACGCACACACUGCUAGCUGAGCAAACAAGGCGCAGACACAUCCCCUUCAAAUCCUCCUGUAACGUUAUAAACCUGCACAUCUCUGUCAUCCUUUAACAGCUGCUUCACACACAUCAGAGGAGGAAUUCGGGAUCAGUCUGAUUGGAACAAUUCCGACGUGGGAAAAAGGGAAGGAGCAAUCUACUGAGGGUGUGUCUGUGUUCACUGUUACUACUACGGCAUGCAGGAUGGGCCAAACGCGCUCGGCUCUUUCGCACACCGCCGACAUUCCGAGUCGAGCGAAGUGGAAAACAGGCGAUACAGCCCAGCGGCUCCGUGUCUGCGGAUUUAGGAGCGGAGAGAAGCGUCUGGUUGACCAGUCAAACAGGAAUCCGAUGAAAAAUAAAGUGCUGUCGUGUCUGGGAAGGAGAAAGCGAGACUCCAGCCCAACAGAAACGGCUUUAGGUUGCGGAAACGAAGCCGGAGAUCCAGCAGCGCGCCGCGAUCACAGAGUAGGAAAGUUGCCGAGGGACGAGGUUGUGUCGCCGGCUGAGGAACACCGAGCGUCCCCGGGUGGUUUUGAGUCGCCAUCCGGCCUCGAGGAUAAUGUGGAAGCUGUCCAACACGUCGUGAACCAAGAGGCAGCGGCUGGCUCGUCCGAUGAAGCCGGCGGAGCGGGCUGCGAGGAGCCACAAUCCCAGCGAGAAGACAAUGCAUCGGGUCCCCCGACGAGGGCCAUGGAAGACCAGCCACGGGGGGGGAGCGAGCGGGGUCGUGUUGUGUCUGGGGCUCGGGAGGCUCUGAGUCCGGCCACGCUGCUCCCUUCGGACGCCGAGCGGACUUUCUCCGACUUGUCCCCGGAUCAACCUUUGGAUCGCGGACUGACAAAAACGGACGAUCCCACUGAGGGUAACAUGACCAAACGUGGCUGCAGUAACGUGUCGUGUCGGCCCAAAGCGGCCGGGGACCCAAGCAAGUGGUGUCCGGUUGAAAGUGAGAGCCGAACGGACCCCGAUCAGCCCCCUCGUGGUCCUCCAGAGGGCCACGGUUUCCAAGGACCCAUACCGAAACUCAUCAUUACUAGAGACCCCAGUCCGAUCCGUUCUCAGGGAACACCGGCCUUGCGAUCGGAGCUCAGCACCGGCUCGUGUCUAGACCCUCACCCGGACGACGAGUCCCCCUGCUCGGACAGCGGCUGCGGAGGGUCCCCUGCGCUGAUGCGGUCACCGAGGAAGCUGUCCAACUCCUCCUCCAUCGGCCUGUCCUCCGCCUCGUCCUUCGAGGAGUCCGAGGACGACUUCACAGGGAGCGACAUCGAGUCCAGUCUGUCUCCGGCCCGGUCCAUGUGUAGCCCCGACGAUGGGACGGGGAAUAAGUCCUGGCAGAAAUUGAAGACCAUGGUUCACCGGUCCCCCUUCGUCGUGUCCUUCAAGAAGCGUUACCCAUGGGUGCAACUAGCUGGCCACGCAGGUAACUUCCAGGCGGGGGAGUACGGACGCUUGUUGAAGCGGUACUGUGAGUGUGAGGAGCAGUGCCUACAGAAGCUGAUGAAGGACACACUGCGCCCCUAUGUGCCUGGUUAUUAUGGGAUAGUACAGAGAGAGGAGCAGGAUUAUAACCUGAUGGAUGACCUGCUGGCUGACUUUGACUCGCCCUCCAUCAUGGACUGUAAAAUGGGCAGCAGGACGUACUUGGAGGAGGAGCUAAAUAAAGCCAGAGAGCGUCCACGGUUGCGGAAGGACAUGUAUGAGAAGAUGGUGGUAGUGGACCCCGCAGCCCCCACUGAGCAGGAGAGGGCCCAGCAGGGAGUCCUCAAACCCAGAUACAUGCAGUGGAGGGAGACCCUCAGUUCUACAGCCACUCUAGGCUUCCGCAUCGAAGGCAUUAAGAAAGCUGAUGGGACUUGUAACACCAACUUCAAGAAGACGAAGCACAGGGAGCAUGUGAUGCAGGCCUUGGAGGACUUUGUUGCUGGCAACACUCAGAUUCUGAAACUCUACCUGCAGCGGUUGGAAGAACUUCGCUCAGCCCUUGAGCAGUCGCACCUUUUCAGGACGCACGAGGUCGUCGGCAGCUCUCUGCUGUUUGUGCACGACGCCUCGGGGAAGGCCAAAGUGUGGAUGAUCGACUUUGGGAAGACGGUUCCCCUGCCGGCCCCUCAGACCCUGGACCACAGGACUCCCUGGACGGAGGGCAACAGGGAGGACGGCUACCUGUGGGGCCUGGACAACCUCAUAGAGAUCUUCAGCACUGUGCUCCCACAGACAUUGUGAGAAGGAGACUCAGAAGACUCCAAUAAAACAUUGAUCCAAGAAAAAAUAGGAGAUUACACAAACUGAGACUGACCAAGUAUCCAAGUGUAUUUAUCCCAUGUUGCCUGUGUCAGAAGAGAACAAAUUCAAGCACAGGAUUUCUAUUGCAAAGUGGAAUAUGCCAAAAGCCAACGUCAUGCUCGUGGAACUUGGGGACAGAUGAGUUGAGGCAAACAGUCGGAGGAAGAGAAAGGGGGGGACCUGAAUGCAGAACUUUAGUCACAUGGACUGUUGAGAGUAGUCUGAAUUCAUGGACCUCGGCAGUCACGUUUUCUUGCAGACACACACCGUGACGUUGCUCAUCUUCCUCCUCAACAUUUCCCUCUGUUGGUCACAGUUGCACACAGCACUCUCACAGCCAUGAACCUGAGAGGUGUGAAACCCUUUCACGCAGCCUUUGAGGAGCAUUGGGAGUAGUGAUUUUUGUCAUGGACCAUUUUUGAUGUUUGAGUAUACAGCAACACUAAAACACUGGUUAGACCAGGUGUCAACUAACUCGGUGUGUAAAUACAUUUUUAUUUAAAUUUGUUGGGCCUUAGCAUAACCUCCUUACCUUGUUUGUAACAUUUCUGUGCCUAACAUUUUUAGAACGAGCUGUUGGAUCAUUCCAGUGCAGUGGACUCCUGCUAUUUUUCUUCCAAAGAGUUCUCCAGCUUAUUCACUGCUUUACAUAAUACAAUCCCAAAGUUUAAAACUUCUUGCAGAAAAGUGUUUUCUAAAUUUAGACUUUCUGUAUGAUACGCAGUGAAGCUUUGUUUUUCUCAUUUAACUGUACAGUAAGCAGCUUGACGGCCAUGUUUGUGUGGAAUGUGUUGCACUAAUGUUCCUCACAAAGCCAUUGAACAAUUCAAGUGUCUUAAAAUGGGAAGCAGCAGUCAAGUACUGGGUUUACAGAUGCAGACAUUUAGACGUUGAGAACAUGGAUUUGAUUUGUCGUUGCCACUUCAUUCUCUCUGACCAGUGUUGCUUUAGAUUUGCAGGGAGUUUUACAGCAACGCAGUGGUGUAAAGGGUGAAAUGAAACUGGAAUUACCUGAUUUAGGUCUGUUUAGGUUUUUGUGAGGUUUCACUUGUCAGCUGAAACUUGAUCUUAACUGGAAAUUGUAAACGUGUCUUACGAUUCAACAAUGACACAUAAUCAAAUAGAAGAAUGUCCCUUUUAAACACGAGGACGUUGCUGUAAAUCCAUUCGCUACACACUACGUGUGCUUUGCGGGGUUGAAUCUUUUUAUGCAGGAUGGAGUGUUUACAAAGAAACAUUGUUAUGUUUAGAUAUCGAGUCACAGUGCUUAUGAGCAUGUGUGUCAUCCCGACUGGAAUGCAGCAGGUUGGUAAAAACAACAACCUCCAGUCUUCAAGGCGUCCUUUGUGAGCGUCGGGCAGCACUGUUUGGGCGUGGGUGUUCAUACAAUUGGAAUUCAAAUUCAGGAAGUUAGUUUUUCCAUUUCUUCAGUGUAAACGUACUGGGAGAGAGGAUUAAUCUAGUGUUUACAAAGUAUCAUAUUUCUUUUCCCACAACUAUCAGGUUUUCAUAGAGGGUGCUGCUUUAUUAUUUAGAAAUCUGGAUUCAUAACCAGAUUUUGUAUUUUUAAAAGGCAUACUGGUGAAAAUGUAUAUUAAUUCCCUGCUUUUUUCCAGGUCAUGGAUGCAAUAAACUGGAAAUAAGAGUUUUCAGAGUA